Messenger RNA from Sesamum indicum (sesame), 1033 nucleotides. The record is from RefSeq and is a predicted model, not a curated record. NCBI's taxonomy places the organism in Eukaryota, Viridiplantae, Streptophyta, Magnoliopsida, Lamiales, Pedaliaceae.
UCAUUUAUUCCACAAAAUAUCAGAGAGUAAGGGUAGUCUUGGAAUUUCCGCCCCAUAAAAAUAUAUAAGUGGGAAGACUGCACAGACCCAGUCCCACGCAAAACAGAACCCAAACAAAGGAAACAGAGCUAGAGAGAGAAACGCUGUAAACCUCCUCCACAGUAACAGAAAAAACAGUCGAGAAAAUUAGGAUGAGCCAGAUUGUAUUGUUCGUCGACGAUUUCAGGUCAUCCGUAUGCAGGAUAUGCCAUGAAGAAGAGUUCGAAAGCAGUAAGAGCUUGGAGGCACCUUGCGCUUGUUCUGGAACUGUAAAGUUUGCGCACAGAGAUUGCGUACAGAGAUGGUGCAACGAGAAGGGGAACACGACUUGUGAAAUUUGCUUACAGAAAUUUGAACCUGGGUACACAUCUCCACCUAAGAAGACACAACUAAUUGAUACAACAGUAACCAUAAGGGGAAGUCUGGAAGUGCCACGAGAUGAGCAAGAACAGGAAAAUCGAGGAGAAAUUGUUGACACAGAGUAUUCUGAGUGUGCGUCAACGGCCGAAAGAAGUGCUUAUUGCUGCAGAUCAGUGGCUCUCAUCGUGCUUAUAGUUAAGGCUAGUGGAAUACUCCUUCCAAUGUACGUCUUGAUUCGGAUUAUAGCAGCACUACACAACAGUUUUACAUAUAACUAUCAGAAUUCUUACAGCACCACAAGCUCCGAUGAUGAAGCCAAUGAUGACGAAGAGCUGAAUGUUUAACAUUUAAUCAAGUCAUAUAUACAUUUGUUUGUUUUAUUCUUUUGUGUAUAUUUUUCUUCCUCUCCCAAACCAGAUCAGAUGAAAAUAUAGAAAAUUACAGAUACAAAGAAAGUGUUGUAUAUGCAAUCGCUAAAGAAAAUGAAAGACAACCAAAAAUGCUACGCAAAGCUAAUUUGUUCUCUUGUAUGAAGGUCGCAUGCAACAGAAUCUUGCAAUGCAAGUCUAUUAGAUGCAUGGAAAACAUUAAAAGCGACCUGCACAGCGCACAAUACAUUCAGUUGAGAUUUCAA